AUGUUUCCAUCACCGGUGAUCGGUCUUCCGCCCACCACCCUCCUUGUCAAGGUCGACGUCGCUCCGCAGUUGGCAGACAUCCACAAGGAGUUCGCGCCUCUUCUACGCCUCUCCGGUGUAUGCACUGCGAGUAGCAGCAGCACCGCUGCGGGGCCCAACAACACCAGCUCCGGAGCCGGGGUGAACAGCGGCGGGCUAUCCGGCAGCGAGGAGGAGGACCUGCGUGGCAGGCGCAGUCCAGCCGCGUCUCCUGUGCGCACCGCUGAGAACAGGCUCGCCGAGCUCAUGGCUCCGGUCAUGGUGACGUUGCCGCCGCCCAUGUCCAACGAGGAUGCUGCCUCUAUUGCUCAUUACGUGCGCCGCUUCCAUGUGCAGGAGGAGUACGAGCGCUCUUACAUCGCUCUCAUCUUCCAGGAGUACAAGAAGCGGAAGAGCAUGGAGCAGAAGUGGGAGAACGACUUGUCGUCGUGGCGGAGUGAGCUGAAGCAGCUGCAGCAGAGGGAGCUGCCGCCUGAGGUGCGCGCUGCCGCGAGUGUCAUCGUAUCCGAAGAAGCGGCGGCCCGGAAGGCGGUACAGGACGCUUACGACAAGUUCCUGAAGUGGGUUGUGGAGACGGUGCCGCAGUGGAUUGAGGCGGCGCAGCGGCUGGAGCAGCAGCGGGUAGACAACGAGAACGCGAAGAAGGCCGCUAUGGCGGCUGCGCGCGAGGCGCUAGCGCAUGAACUAGCCAUGGGGAAGCACCUGAGCGACCCGAGCAGCCGCACUUGCUCCCAGAACGCCGGUGCCGUGACGGGACUCCGCGAGGACGGCGUCCUCUCCUACGAGCCGGCUGUCUCCGUGGAGACACAGGUGCAGGCGUCUCGCGAGGCCACUGAGGCGCUUUCUCCCACGGAACUGCGCCGAAAGGCCAUCUGCAUGUUGGAGGCAGAGGAGGCGGAGAUGAAGCGCCGCCGCGAGGAGCAGCUGCGCCUGCUGCGCGUGCAGGAAGAGCAGCUGCUCGCAGAGAUAGCGCUCAAGGAAAAGCACAAGCAGGAGGAGGCUGAGCGACGCCAGCGCGAAGCUGACCAGAAACGGAAGGACGAACUAGCGCGGCGGUAUGAUGCGCUGCUGAAAGAAGAAUUUACCCUGCAGAGCCGUAUGCGGGAGCGAGAAGAGAUGGAGGCGCGGCAGGAGGCGGAGCGACGUGCAAAGUUGGCACAGGUGGCAGCCGAAGAGGAGGAACUGCGGCGGCGUAUACAAGAGACAGAGGACCGCCGUAAGGCCUCAGAAGAGGAGGCGGCACGUGUGGCGCGGGAUAAGAAGAUGCGCGAAGUACGUGAGAAGGAGGAGAUGCUGCGGCAGCGCAUCGCGGAGCGCGCGGAAGCCGCGGAGGCAGAGCGACUUGAUCGGGAAGCUGAGGCCCGCAUUCACGCUGAGGCCGAAGCGGUGCGUACUCAACAAGAGGAGGCACUUCGUCAGGCCAGAAUGCAGCAGCAGGAGAGGGAGAAGAAGCAACAGCUUGCCUACUUGCGCGAUCAGGAGGAGGCGUACAAACGGCGCAUCCGAGAGAAGGAGCUGGCCGAGAUUGAAGAGAAGCGACGUGUCGCGGAGUCGCAGUGGCAGUACAGUGCAGCGACCACGUCAGCCUCGGCCGGCCACUCUGUCUCUUCCACGUCCGCCACCCCACUCGUCAUGCCGCCAACUGCCGCCCUUCCAGCCCCGCACCUGAUGGCGCCGCAGAUUCCCAUGAACUCGUACGCCACUGCUAUGCCCUCGCACGCAUACCAGCCGGUACCGGCGGCGCCGGCACCCUCUACGGUAGCACCUGGUGGCUGCUACCUCUAUCCCAACCCAGUGGCAACAGUCGUGCCAACAGCGGGAAUGCCGCCGCCUUCGCGCCCUGAGUACGGCGUCUAUCCAUUCGCUCAGCCGCCGUACGUACCGGUGGCCCAACAGUACCCUCAGCCCUACCCACCCGCUACCGUGGGGUACUACCCGGGCGUACCGCAAGGCGGAGCUCCACCAGGAGUAAUGACGCUGCAGCCAUCGCCAUACUCGCCUGCGGCCAUGCAUACUCUCUAA
Leishmania mexicana MHOM/GT/2001/U1103 is the source of this 2061-nucleotide messenger RNA. RefSeq lists its product as hypothetical. Bases 1 to 2061 code for a protein of 686 amino acids. The transcript has a single exon. Lineage: Eukaryota; Euglenozoa; Kinetoplastea; Trypanosomatida; Trypanosomatidae. The record is from RefSeq and is a predicted model, not a curated record.